AUGAAAAGCACCUUUGGCUCGUUGAAACGGUCGCCAGGCGACGCGAAGCCCAAUAGUGCAAAGGGACCUGCGCAAAAAGGAAAACCAGUUGAACAAUCCGAACCGGUUGCAAAAAAUAAUGAAACUUCGACGGGAAAAACCGGCGCUGGCACGCCAAAACCGGAACUUUUGAAGAAAAUUGAAAAUCCAACGCAGGAUUCCUCAGCAAAAAAUAAAGGCAAGAAGGAUAAAAAAAAUUCGCCAUCGCGUACUCCUGACAAGAAAAGCGUUAGCGAGAGUCAGACUAAGACGCCAGCUAAACCCGGUGAUACAAUGGAGGAACCAUCUGCCAUCAAAGUUUUGGAUGUGACCAAAGAUGUUCCUAGUACAAGUAGUAGUAAUACAAGUCUGGAUGCGGCGAAAGACGCUGCAGCGGCUGCUGUACAACAAGCAAAUGCACCAAUAGCUAUAAAAAUCGAUUAUACGAUCACCGAUAAUCAACGGACCACUUUCAACAUGAAGGACUUUAUCAAGAAACACUUUAUUGCAGGAGCUGCGCGACAAAAUUACGAGGUGUACGAGAUCCACCUUAUACUGGAAAAAGCAAUGGAUAAUAUGAAAAAUUCACCAAUACUACUGGAAGUACGAUGUCCUGUCAAUAUAUGCGGUGAUAUUCAUGGACAAUAUGGAGAUUUGAUGAGAAUUUUCAAUGCUUGCGGAUUACCGUUCAAGCAUCGAUAUCUGUUCCUGGGCGAUUAUGUGGAUCGUGGACGACAUUCAUUAGAGGUGAUCAUGCUCCUAUUGGCUCUACGAAUACAAUUCCCGAAAAAAGUCUAUCUGCUACGAGGAAAUCAUGAGCUGUCGAAUAUUAAUCGAGUCUACGGAUUUAACGCAGAAAUACGUCAACGUUACCGUAACCUGUCCGAAUCGAAAGCGCUAUACGAUCAUUUCAACGAGGUGUUCGCUCAAAUGCCGUUAGCUGCCAUCGUGGCCGGUCGUAUUCUAUGUAUGCAUGGAGGCCUAUCGCCGAAUUUGAACAGUCUCGACGAUAUUCGAAAACUACAACGACCGCUUCGAGUUGUACGAGGUUUGGCGCAAGAUCUCCUAUGGGCUGAUCCGGAGACGGGCACUAAAGGUUUCCAGCAAAAUAAAAUCCGAGCCGUUUCACAUAUUUUUGGUGAGGAAACGGUACGAGACAAAUGUAAACAGCUUAACAUUGAUUUGGUGAUUCGAGCACAUCAGGUAGUAGAAUUCGGCUACGCGUUCUUCUGCGGUCGUUCCCUGAUCACUGUCUUCUCAGCGGCACGAUAUCAUGAGGAACUUGUUAACUACGCCGCUGUGGUCAAGGUUGACGCCACUCUGGAGCUCUCAUUCGUACAACUAAAACCACAAGAAUUUGAAAAAGUACGUCGUGAAAUGGAACAGAAACACGAUGAAACUGGCGAUCCAGGCGAUGAUCCACAAGCACCGAUACCGGGCGCUCCAAAUCCAGCGUCCUCAGCAUCACAAUAG
Molecule: messenger RNA, 1491 nt
Organism: Necator americanus (New World hookworm)
Lineage: Eukaryota; Metazoa; Nematoda; Chromadorea; Rhabditida; Ancylostomatidae
Exons: 10
Coding region: 1-1491 (496 amino acids)
Cellular component (GO): nucleus; cytoplasm
Molecular function (GO): protein serine/threonine phosphatase activity
Source: RefSeq, a predicted model, not a curated record